AUGACAACAUUUGCUAAUACUUAUUAUACAAUGAGUGAAGUAUGGCGAACAUUUUUAAUUCUAAUAGCCGCUAUUAUUUUAGCCAUCGUCUUUCUUCUUAUUAUUACUCUUCUAUCAACAUUCGAAACAACAUCGAAUAAUUCAAAACAACGAGUAGCUAUAUUACAACAACAAAAACAACCGUUACUUUUGAUACCAAUUGAUGAUGAAAAACAAAAUAAUAACAAUUAUCAAAAUUAUUGUAAAAUAGAUCGUACAAAAAUAAUAGCUUCAUGUUCAGAUACUAAUACAGGUUAUUAUGAUUCAAUAUUAGCGAGUCAUGAUUCAGCGUAUUAUAUUGCACAUGAAACAUGUUUUCAAUCAAAUGUUAAAAAUCUUUUACUUCUACAAAAUUCAAAACAUGUUCAAUGUUGUACACUCGAAAAUAAAGUCGAUCAUUUUAUUUAA
This is a messenger RNA of Didymodactylos carnosus, 447 nucleotides long. The record is from the annotation of a GenBank genome assembly. NCBI's taxonomy places the organism in Eukaryota, Metazoa, Rotifera, Eurotatoria, Philodinida, Philodinidae.